UCUCCUCUUUUGACGCAUGCAAAACGCAGCUGACAGCGAUUUGAAAGCGGCAAAGAAGAGGAAAACAACGUAAAAACAUUUAGUUCAAAGAAAAAAAUGGUUGAUGUCGAAAAACUAAUAGAAAACGUGCAUAACAAUCCCAUUUUAUAUGAUGUUACACACGCUGAGUACAAAAACAUAAGAAAAAAAGACAAAAUAUGGGAAAAUAUCGGAGUGGAGUUAAAAGAAAGUGGGGAAAAUAUAAAAAAAAGGUGGAAGAACUUGAGAGACACGUAUGGGAGAUAUAUUCGAGCUACCAAAGGUAGAACUGGUCAAGCAGCCAACUCAAAAAAGUGGGUUUGGGCUGAACAUAUGACAGCUUUCCGUCCAUAUCUUGCUUUUGCACCUACCAGUUCAAAUAUAAGUGACAUCGAGUGUGUAGAAUCCAACGAAACCAUUAUUGGAACACCGGAGCUUGACAAUUUCAGCGUGGAUUGUGCUCCAGUAAAAGUAAACCGCACUCAAAGCGCUAAAAAUCAUCCAUCUACUCAACAAAGUUCUGUCGGAGAGUUAAUUGAAUAUUUUGAAAAGAAAAAAAAAGUUGAACAGGACUCUAUUGAUUGUCUUUUUAUGGCCCAUGCUAAAACAGUGAAGAGUUUUUCGAAACGACGGCAGCUUUUAACGAAACAGAAAAUUUCUGAAAUAAUAAUGGAACAAGAGAUGUUGGAGCAUGAUGAAGCCAUCAGUUCAUCGACCCCUAUUUUUCGUAAUCUUGAGACUGACGCGGAAUACGUUUUAAGUGAUGAUAAUAGCACAUACUCCAAAUCAACUGUCGACCUCACUUCGCCUUCAGCCAUUGCUCCAUAUAUCAACUCGUCGCAAUGUAGUUUUAACGAAAGAGAUCUUCCAUGCUCAACACCUAACUCAAUGGAUGGGAGUAUUUCUUCAUUCUUCUGCACAAAUGAUCCUCUCGAAUGAAAUUAUUUAGCUUACAAAUUACAAUGCGAACCAAGAGAAAUAUGUUAUUUUUCAAGCUUUUGUACCUUGCAAUGCAAAAUUUUACUGCAUUAUUUACCAAAACCAAAAAUACAGCAAAUACACUGUACAAGAGCAUGUAC
Messenger RNA from Rhagoletis zephyria (snowberry fruit fly), 1097 nucleotides. RefSeq lists its product as uncharacterized. Lineage: Eukaryota; Metazoa; Arthropoda; Insecta; Diptera; Tephritidae. The record is from RefSeq and is a predicted model, not a curated record. Gene Ontology annotation, biological process: regulation of transcription by RNA polymerase II. Gene Ontology annotation, cellular component: nucleus; transcription regulator complex.